Drosophila subpulchrella is the source of this 963-nucleotide messenger RNA. RefSeq lists its product as uncharacterized. The transcript has a single exon. Bases 24 to 227 code for a protein of 67 amino acids. The record is from RefSeq and is a predicted model, not a curated record. Lineage: Eukaryota; Metazoa; Arthropoda; Insecta; Diptera; Drosophilidae.
AGGUUCACUAACUUGUCGGCGAAAUGACGUCUCCGUUGGACGGUGCAGCCUGUUUCUGGCUUUCGAUUAUCUGGCUCCAGCUGGGUCUCAUCAAUGCGGGUCUGGAGUUCCUAAGGGUCUUCGUACCCCUGCCCCUGGUACGACUGAGGGAGAUCGAGGACGAGGAGCGGGAAAUCGAGGGCGAGUGCACGUUGGGAGCCAUCAGCAUUCGAAUGUUCGCCUUCUGAAGACUGGAUUACCAUCAUCUUUAGGACCUAUGUACAUAUCAGCAUCAAAAGUCAAUGUUUCAACGACAAGAAAUAUCCUUAGAUAUUGAGUUCAUUUAAUUGUAAGAGUAAUAGUAUUCUAAAUAUAAUAUACAUAAUUUAAAGUUGAAAGAAAUUUAAAAAUAUAGUUUGUAUUCUUUAGUUAAGAUAUGGUACAAACUUUGUAAAAGUUUAGCACUAUUCUUAUCAUUUUGUGAAUCAUUUUAAUCUAACGACGUACACCCAUACAAAGUAUGAAUGAAUGAAACUUGUUUAAUCCGAGCAGGUUUAGGGCAGAUAAGCAAACACAUAUACUAUAUAAAAGUUAGAUGAACUUAACAAAGAAAGAUAAAUGUUUAUGAACAGGGCAGCUUUCACAUUCUAACAAAUAAAAUAAUUGUUCUUUAUUUUUUUGUAAUUAUUGCGACCUAAAAAGUUCAGGGCUUUCUAUGUAGAUAAGAAUGAAAAUUGCCUGUUGGUCGCCCAUUCUAUUCUACGUUGUAAAAAAUUCAUGUUGCCUUGAAGUAAGUUAUUCUGUUAAAUCUAAAACAUUUAGGAAAACCUAUUUUAUAUAAACUUGUGUUGGAAACAUAAAUGGAUAAUGCAUUCCGGGCUUGAGAAGUUGAAUUUAUUUAUUAUGCAUCUGUAGGUUGUCCAGCAUUGUAGAAUUUCCCAUUCAAUCUUCGCACAACACGACUGCAAAUUUUAAUUAAAAAUU